Molecule: messenger RNA, 851 nt
Organism: Gopherus evgoodei (Goodes thornscrub tortoise)
Lineage: Eukaryota; Metazoa; Chordata; Testudines; Testudinidae
Gene: MRPS15
Product: mitochondrial ribosomal protein S15
Exons: 8
Coding region: 16-768 (250 amino acids)
Biological process (GO): translation
Cellular component (GO): ribosome
Molecular function (GO): structural constituent of ribosome
Source: RefSeq, a predicted model, not a curated record
CGUAGGGCGGGGGAGAUGCUGCUGCUGGGGCUCCGCGGGGCGCUGAGCUGGGCCCGGAGCUGCCGCCUGCCAGGCCCCGACUGGAGCAGGGGGGUCAGCGGGGCCCUCCGCCUGCAGGAGACGAAGUAUAGCCCACUUGUUCAGACAGCCAGAGGUUAUGCCAGGCCUGUCAAAAAGAGGAAGCAAGUGCUCCCCAGCCAUCUGGAUGACCUUCCUCCUACCAUGCUGAAGAAAGAUUAUGCCAAUGUCCCAAUAAUAGAUAAGGUUGAUGAUGUAGUGAAAAGGCUAUUGUCUCUGGAAAUGGCCAGCCAGAGGGAGAAAGUGAAGAUAAAGACGCAGCAGUUGAUCGAGAAGGUCAGGAGGAGUCCCAGUGACAACGGUUCCUUCGAGGUGCAAACUGCUAUUUUAACUGCCAAGAUUCAAACUCACCAGGAGCACCUGCAGAUGCACCCCAAGGACAAAAGUAACCGGCGUCGCAUGCUGAUGGCCAUAGAUCGCCGGAAGAAACUGCUUAAGUACCUGCGUCGCACCCGCUGUGAGACUUUUGAGCACACGUGCAAGCAGCUGGGCAUCCAGUACACGUUACCGCCACCCUAUUGCAGGAGAAUGACCCGGCGAUGGGCCGCUAAGAAGGCUUUCUGCCUCAAGGUUUUCAAUGAGGUACAGAAACUGAAAGCACCCGAGAGGCUAAAACAGAGACGAGAAUGGCAAGCGAAAGCAAGGGCCGCCAAGGAGCAGACGCUGCAAAGUGAAGGGACCCCAGUAUAGCAGCACUCUGAGCAGAUCUCGCAUUCCAUGCCUGCGUGUGAAAAAUGUGUCCCUCCAAAAUACAAUAAAUGAUUUUAAAGCUA